Durusdinium trenchii is the source of this 734-nucleotide messenger RNA. Lineage: Eukaryota; Dinophyceae; Suessiales; Symbiodiniaceae. The record is from the annotation of a GenBank genome assembly.
GUUGAACACUGCAUUUGCUUUGGGCACGAUGUUUGCCAUGCAGUUGAGGUGGACGACGUUGGUCGAGUGAGCCAUGCUGAUUGGCCCAUGUGCUGAAGCAAUAGGUGCCUCACUCUGCUGGGCAGUCGGUUUGACCCUCCUGGCACGGCCACGGCACCCCGGCGACCACACCGACCAUGCUGAGGGGCUGGGAGCGCCAGAGGGCACCUCCCGGUUGUCCUUUUAUGGAGGAGCUUUGGUCUUUGUUGUCGGUUAUGCCUUCAGUGUCUCCUCGGCCUUGUCUCCAACACCCUCGCGGAACUUGGCGAUGGCGGCAUUGAGCGCCUCUUUUCCCUUCAGCCUGCUUGCGCAAGCUUGGCUCUUUCGGUGGCCCAGCGCCACUGAGGCUGGCAGCUACUUGCUGAGCUUUCUAGGUAUGGAGUGCAUGAAGUUGAUGCAAGCCUGCAUGCAGUUCAGAGCACGUCAUUGCUUUGAGCACCUUUGGCAAACAGAGUGCGUGUGUGUGUGUGUGUGUGUGUUUGCAUGGAAAGUGGCAGUGGCAGGUCACUACCAGAUGUCAGUUGGACGCUUCUGGCUUUUGACGGGCUCUUCUUUGCCACAUGACAUUUGCGGAAGAAUAAGGGGAAAGAAAGCAAGCAAGUGGAUUUUGCUUGGGUGAGCAUAAGCAAGCACAUGGUCUUGCUUGGGUGAAAGGAUACAUUACAGAAGGUUGUUCGGUUUGGCGCAGCUAGAGC